This is a messenger RNA of Thamnophis elegans (Western terrestrial garter snake), 2771 nucleotides long. Its product is annotated as zinc finger protein 658B-like. The record is from RefSeq and is a predicted model, not a curated record. The transcript is spliced from 3 exons. The coding region runs from base 665 to 2233 and encodes 522 amino acids. NCBI's taxonomy places the organism in Eukaryota, Metazoa, Chordata, Lepidosauria, Squamata, Natricidae.
GGGCUGGGAAGCAGUGUAAAGCGCUAUAUAAAUCUAAGUGCUAUUGCUAUAAAUCGAGGACUAUCUGCAUUGAGCCUCUUCCAAGCAGGCAAACCAAGUCAGGAUUUUCCAAACGAUCCAGCCAGAACUUUCAAACAAAAAUGUAGAAAUCGGAGCUACGUUUCUCUUUGCGGGGUAAAAGCUCCACUUAUAGGAAGAAUCCACCUUUCAGCCCCCGCGGGGGAGGCAGCCUCUGCGGCAGCCGCAGACUACAACUUCCCCCCCUCUCGAACGCUCAAAGUGGAACGUUCCUUCCGCCUCGCCUCAUUUGCAUGAAGAAGGCGCCCCCGAAGCGAAAUCCCGCUAGGACGUUCGGGGGCGGAGCCAAUCUUCUCCCUUCUGGCCAAUCGUCACGGGAGGGAAAGGCAGCCCAAGAGCUAAUUGCCGAGGGGCGUGGCUACCGAGGGGAGGCCCGAAGCCCCGCCCCCGCAGCUGCUCUCUUCUUCACUGCUCUUCCCGCUGGUCCCCUGAAUUCUUCCCAGAUCUUAAACGAUCCCUUGAAGAUCCGCGCUGGAUCCCUCGGAGGAGGCUUCUAGGUCCCCGCUUCGGCCAGGUGCAGCCAGGAAAAACCUGCAGUUUUGCUCGCAAAUAGUCUCUGGUUACAAGGAACCGCAAGUGAGCCACUAUGGAAACUAUGCAAGAGCGGAAAUGCGUCAACCGAAGGAAUCAGGAGAGACUCUUUGAAUGCUCCGAGUGUGGGAAAUCCUUUGCUUACCGGUCCCUCCUUUUCAUCCACCAGAAGCUGCACACGGGGAAUGGAUCCCACCUGUGUUUCCUUUGUGGGAAAUCCUUUCCUGGAGUGUGGAGCUUUGCCAAACAUCUCCGCAGCCACCCUGGACUGAAGCCUUACAAAUGCGGAGAGUGCGGGCAGCGUUUUGCUAAAGGCUCGGACCUUGGAGCCCAUCAGCGAAUCCACCAGGGAAAGAGACCCCAGGAAUGCCUGAAGUGGUGGAAAAGAAUGGGCUUUUCUCCGAGGUCAGAGCUGCUUCAACAUCAGCAAAUCCGCACAGGAGAGAAACGUUACAAGUGCGGCCAAUGCGAGAAGGCCUUCGCUCAGAAGCCACAACUUUGGCUCCACGAGGAAGUUCACAAAGAAACCAAGUCUUAUAAUGCGUGCGGGUGGGGAAAUGCCGAGCGAUCAACUCUUCGGAGUCGCAAGAAAAGAAACCGAAGGGAGAAAAAUGAAGAGUGCCCAGAAUGCGGGAAAUGUUUUUCCACCCAGGCCUUCCUGAUACGACAUUGGAGAAUUCACACUGGCAACAGACCCUAUCAAUGCUCCGAUUGUGAGAAACAAUUUAUGUAUUUUUCCUCACUUUGCAGACACCAGAAACGGCACCCAGGAAAGAAACGCCAUAAAUGUGAGGAGUGUGGGGAAAGCUUUUCCUCCAACUCUUAUCUUCGUGCGCACCAGGAUACCCACACAGGGGUGAAACUGUACAAGUGCGCAGAGUGUGGGAAAUCCUUCGUUACAAAGGGAAACCUGUGGCAACACCAGAUGAUUCAUUCCCGGGAAAAGUCCUUUCAGUGCAUCGAGUGUGGAAUGUUCUUUCAUACCAAAGGAGGCCUCAAACGUCACGCGAAAAUUCACAAAGGAGAAAAAGAUUACAAAUGUUUAGACUGUGGGGCAGCCUUUGCUUAUUCGUCGUCCUUAAGAAACCACUGCAACAUCAUGCAUAUCGGAGUCUCCCCCCAUAAGUGCCCCGUCUGCGGCAAAUGCUUUUGUAGAAAAGCAAAUCUUUUGAGGCAUCAGCAAAUUCAUACCGGACAAAAACCUCAUCAGUGUCAGGAAUGUGGGAAAUCUUUUACUCACAAAGAAUAUCUCCGGACCCAUGAGAAAUUUCACACGAGUGAGAAACCUCACAGGUGUGGGGAGUGCGGGAAGUGCUUUACUCGCCGUUCAGACCUUCGGAUACACGAGAAGAUUCACACAGGGAGAGGUUCUUAUCCAUGCCCCGAGUGUGGGAAAAGCUUCAGUUGGCGUAGAUCUCUUCGGAGGCAUAAGAAAGCACAUACGAUUCAGGAAAAGUGCCCAGAGUGUGGGAAAUGUUUCUCCCAGAAAUCACAUCUGUUGCGACAUCAGAAAGUUCACAUUGGAGAUGGUCCCUAUGAAUGCCCAGAAUGCACGAAACGAUUUGUGGAUUCUGCUGAACUUCAGAGACACCAGAAGGGGCACAGAGGAGAAGAGGUCCUAUAAAUUGGGUGGCAUGUGAGGAAAGUUUUUAUCAACGUUCAGAACUUUGGGUACAUCAGAGAUUCCACACAAGGAGGAAGCCUAUACAUGUGGGGAGGUUGAGGAAUGUUUUGCUCAAAAGGCGGAAUUUGGGGACCAUCAGAAAAUUCACUCGGCGGAGAAGCCCUAUCGGUGCAUUGAGUGUGGAACAGUUUUCCGCCGUGAAUCAACCCUUAGAAGUCACAUGAAAAUUCACAUGGCGGAAGUACCGUAUUUUUGGGACUAUAAGACACACUUUUUUGUCUCCCAAAAGGGGGUGAUUGAUGCCCUCUGAAUCGGAAAGAGGCGAGAGAGCCUGGUCACAUGGCAUCAGUUUUGGGACCACAUUGCUGAGUAAUAAAAAUUCCAGUCCCACGUUGUAAUGAAGGAGUACCUAUAUUUGAUAACUCUCCUUCUCUGGAGAGCUGGCUUGUGUUUUGUCAUUUCCUACAACAAUACUGAUAUAUAACACUUUUAAUUAAAUGUGUAUCUUGAAUAAAUAUAACUUUGACUUUCAAAUAAC